Spirometra erinaceieuropaei is the source of this 1347-nucleotide messenger RNA. Lineage: Eukaryota; Metazoa; Platyhelminthes; Cestoda; Diphyllobothriidea; Diphyllobothriidae. The record is from the annotation of a GenBank genome assembly.
AUGGAUGACGAGCGACUACCCAAACGACUCUUCUACGGAGACGUCGCGACGGGUUCUCGCCGUCAAGGAGGCCAGAUUCGCCGUUACAAGGAUACCCUGAAGUCCUCCCUGAAAUGCCUGCAAAUCAACCCCACCAACUGGGAUGAGCUCGCACUCGAUCGACCGACCUGGAGGAGGACAGUGAAGACAGGCGCUGCGAUCUACGAAGCCAACCGCAUCGCUGCUGCCAAAGCGAAACGCGAAGCCCGCAAAUCACAACUUCGCCCAGUAAGCAACGCCGCCGCACAACCGCUUCCAACGUGUCCUCGAUGUCAACGGACAUCCCGGGCUCGAAUCGGACUUGUUGGACAUCUUCGGAUUAACUGCGCCUCUCGAACGGCACCAACCAUCGUCCCCCCGCCUGCCUCUUCCUCCUCCUCUCCGCCGCCAACUAACCCUGACAAUUCUUAUGACCCACCACUUCCAUCAUCCUCCUUCUCCUUCUCCUCCUCCUCCUCCUCCUCCUCCUCCUCCUCCUCGUCCUCCUCCUCCUCCUUCUCCUUCUCCUCCUCUUCCUCCUCGCCCACUGCUCCAACGGCGGCCGCUCAGGCGACUGUCCCGCGCACAGCAACCGACACUACCACCACCUCCCCCGGCUCCAGGGAUGAGGAUCAGGACUACACCUGCCCUCACUGCGACCGUACCUUCACCUCACACAUCGGCCUGAUCGGUCGCUUGCGAAUCCAUCGCACAGAGACUGGCGAACCAGUGCGUGAAGUACCAACCCACACCCACCGCACUCGCCUCCAAUGCCCACACUGCCCUCGCACCUUCAGGCAUCGCAUGGGCCUUUUCGGCCACAUGCGCAUGCACGAGAGCGGCCUUGACCGCACUCCCGACACACCCAGCACAUCCAACCCAUCCACCGUGCACACCCCCACCCUCGUUCCAUCCGUCCGCGCCACCACCACCGCCUCCUCAGUAGCUGACACGGACACCGCCAACUUCUCAUGCCCACAUUGUCCACGCACGCAUCGGUCUGGUCGGUCACUUGCGCAUCCACCGCACAGAGACUGUCGAACCAGUGCCUGGAGCACCCACCUAUACCCACCAAGCUCGUCUCAACUGCCCACACUGUCCUCGCACUUUCAGGCACCACAUGGGCCUACUCGGUCACAUGCGGAUCCACGACGACCUGCGGUAGACAACCACCGGUUACACCACAUAUGCACACACUCCAUACCUUCCUCCACCAUCAUCACCACACAUCAACACUCACCCAUCGCAAGCACCCAACUACCACCUACCACGCAUGUGGGAAGUGUGCAUCUCGACUCGGUCCCCAUGCGGCUUCGGCUGCACGGGUGA